AUGGAGUUCAUGCAUGUCCAUGGCAAGGAAAAAGAUACAAGCCGAAGAAAAGAACCCACUCUCCUAUUAGAAAAGAAAGCCGCUGAAUUCUUCUUCGUUCCCCUUCCCCUCCUCCGUCGCCGUCCUACUCCUACCCGGCCUCCUGUGAAGCAGGACGGGGUUGAGUUGCACCAGCUCAAGUCAAGGGAUAUAGAGAGAGGAGAGACGUACAUCAGUUGUAGCUCUGGAGGAACCUAUACCAAUGGUAAAGUGAUGGUGAGCGUGGCGAGCCCGAGCCCGAUGGUGCGGUCGGAGGAGGACCUGGGCCCGCCGUGGCUGCGGCCGCUGCUGGACACGAGCUUCUUCGUGCCGUGCCAGCUGCACCCGGAGCUGAGCAAGAACGAGUGCAACCUCUUCUGCCUCGGCUGCACCGGCGACGCCCUCUGCGCCUACUGCCUACCGGCGCACCGCGACCACCACGUCGUCCAGAUCCGGCGUUCGUCGUACCACAACGUGAUCCGGGUGUCGGAGGUGGGGAAGCUGAUCGACAUCUCCCACGUGCAGACGUACGUGAUCAACAGCGCCAAGAUCGUGUUCCUCAACGGCCGGCCGCAGACCAGGCCCGGCAAGGGCGUCACCAACACCUGCGAGAUCUGCUGCCGGAGCCUCCCGGACUCCUUCCGCUUCUGCUCCCUCGGAUGCAAGCUGGGAGGGAUGCAGCGGGACCCGAGCCUGACAUUCGCCAUACGGCCGAAGCGCGGGCAGGGCUCCGACGACGACGGGUCCGGCUCCGACGACUCGUUCUGCCCCAAGAAGCCCCGGCGGAUGGCCGGGUUCGACGACGAGGGUAUCCGGAGGUCCAACAACGGGCCCUUCACGCCCGGGACGCCGCCGAUCAACCGCCGGUGCCGGCCGUCCAGGAGGAAGGGCAUCCCCCACCGCGCCCCGUUCUACGGUUAG
Messenger RNA from Miscanthus lutarioriparius, 939 nucleotides. The record is from the annotation of a GenBank genome assembly. NCBI's taxonomy places the organism in Eukaryota, Viridiplantae, Streptophyta, Magnoliopsida, Poales, Poaceae.